This is a messenger RNA of Daucus carota subsp. sativus, 2518 nucleotides long. Its product is annotated as CSC1-like protein ERD4. NCBI's taxonomy places the organism in Eukaryota, Viridiplantae, Streptophyta, Magnoliopsida, Apiales, Apiaceae. Gene Ontology annotation, molecular function: calcium-activated cation channel activity. The transcript has 6 exons. Bases 154 to 2322 code for a protein of 722 amino acids. Gene Ontology annotation, cellular component: plasma membrane. The record is from RefSeq and is a predicted model, not a curated record.
ACACAUAUUCAUUACUUUUGUCUCCGACUUUGCACAUUGUUUAAGCUUCCCAACACCCUUAUUCUUUUAACCUCUUCUUGUUUAUUUUAUUACAUGCACAUCUUCACAAACCACGUUUACACCCCCGCAUUUGCGUUGUAGAAGAAUGCCCAGAUGGAUUUGAGCUCCUUCUUGACGUCCUUGGCGACGUCGUUCAUCAUUUUUCUACUUCUCAUGCUGGUGUUUUCUUGGUUGUCAAAGAAACCUGGGAAUAAUGUGGUUUAUUAUCCUAACCGGAUCUUGAAGGGGCUGGAUCCGUAUGAUGCAGGCUACAAGACCCGGAACCCGUUUACCUGGAUCCAGGAAGCUUUUUCGUCUACUGAAAAAGAUGUUAUUUGUAUUUCUGGAGUUGAUUCUGCUGUCUACUUUGUCUUUUUGGCUACUGCAUUGGGGAUAUUGGUCUUUGCUGGCCUUAUACUACUACCUCUGCUUCUCCCGCUGGCUGUUACAGAUCACGGUAAAAGCAACAAGACUACCAGCAAUGGGACUUUUACCGACCUUGACAAAUUAUCUAUGGGAAACAUCAAAGAAAAAAGUAAUCGGUUAUGGGGAUUUGUCUUUGCUGUCUAUUGGUUUUCAUUUGUAACAUAUUACUUAUUAUGGAAGGCAUACAGUCAUGUAUCUGAUUUGAGAGCUGCGGCACUUAAGUCUCCUGAAGUGAAAGCUGAGCAAUUUGCUGUUCUAGUUAGAGACAUACCUGCUCCUCCUGCAGGUCAGACUAGAAAGGAGCAAGUUGACUCAUAUUUUAAAGCACUUUAUCUCGAUACAUUUUACAGAUCAAUGGUGGUUACAGACAACGAGAAGGUCGACGAGAUAUGGCAGGAGUUGGAAGGGUACAAAAAGAAGCUUGCACAUGCUGAAGCUGUAUAUGCGGAGUCUAAAGAAAAAGGCAAGCCUGAGGGAACGAGGCCAAAGAACAGAACUGGUUUCCUUGGUCUCAUUGGUGCUAAGGUAGAUACAAUAGACUACUGUACUAAAAAAAUUGAUGAGCUUAUACCCAAAUUAGAAGCUGAACAGAAAGUGGUUCUAAGAGAGAAACAGCAAGCUUCAGCUCUUGUUUUCUUCAAAAGCAGGCUAAGUGCAGCAUCUGCAGCUCAGAACCUACAUGCCCGUAUGGUUGACACAUGGACUGUUGUAAAUGCUCCUGAACCCCGUCAAGUUAUAUGGAGUAAUCUUCCAAAACAGUUCUAUAGUAGGCAGAUGAGGCAGUAUGUGGUUUAUUUCAUUGUCUUUCUGACUAUAGCUUUCUACAUGAUUCCAAUUGGACUAGUUUCUGCAUUUACCACUCUAGCAAACCUGAAAAAAAUAAUCCCAUUUAUAAAGCCAGUGGUGAAGCAGGAUGCACUUAGAACGGUGUUAGAAGCCUACCUUCCUCAGCUAGCGCUUAUUAUUUUUCUAUCUAUGCUGCCAAAAUUGCUAUUAUUUUUAUCCAAGGCUGAGGGCAUUCCUUCAGAAAGCCAUGCUGUGAGGGCCGCCUCUGGGAAAUAUUUUUAUUUCUCUGUGUUGAAUGUAUUUAUUGGUGUUACACUGGGUGGAACUCUUUUCAGUACAUUCAAAACCAUCCAGAAAAGUCCAGACGAUAUUAUUCCUCUGCUAGCGAAAAGCCUUCCUGGAAAUGCAACGUUCUUCUUGACUUUUGUGGCUCUCAAGUUCUUUGUCGGCUAUGGGCUUGAGCUCUCCAGAUUAGUUCCUUUAAUCAUAUUUCACCUAAAGAGGAAGUAUUUAUGUAAAACUGAGGCCGAAUUGAAGGAAGCUUGGACUCCUGGUGACCUUAAUUAUGCCACUAGAAUCCCUGGUGAUCUGCUCAUUCUUACAAUCGUCUUCUGCUAUAGUGUGAUUGCUCCUAUUAUAAUUCUAUUCGGGGUGAUAUACUUUGGCGUGGGUUGGCUCGUUCUUCGGAAUCAGGUACUAAAAGUCUUUGUUCCCUCGUAUGAAAGCUACGGACAGAUGUGGCCUCACAUACAUACUCGCAUUGUUGCAGCCUUGAUCCUGUUCCAACUCACCAUGUUUGGUUACUUUGGAGUGAACAAGUUCUAUUACACGCCAAUUCUAAUACCGCUACCAAUCUUUUCCUUCAUUUUUGCAUAUGUUUGCUCCAAGAAAUUAUAUAGAUCAUUCCACGACACAGCACUGGAGGUUGCUCGGGAAGAUCUGAAGGAAGAACCUGACAUGGAAUUCGUAUUCAAAUCAUUCAUUCCGCCCCCUUUGGCUGCAGAGAAGCCAGAUGAUGAUCAGUUUGAAGAUGCUUUGUCACAAAUUUCCAGGAGUGCUUCCUUAGCUUGAUGAACAUAAUAAUAAAGAUUAUAGUGGUUUGUAGUUUGCGCAUGGCUAACAGUACAGAGCACAUUUACAAGUGUAUAGUUUCUUAAGCGUACAUGUAUUUGCUUUACUUUCAUUAUAUUUGUUCAUUACAUUAGAUGGGAGGCCCUAAUACUUUCAAGUUGUGAUACAAAAUUUGCUAUGUAUUUGUCAUUCUCGA